AUGCCGGAUCUGACGGAGCGGUACUUGACGAACGACAAGCCGUUCGGUGGCGAGAGCACGAGCUGGCUGGUCGCCUUUCUGAAGCUGCACGGGCAAGGCGGAGGCAAGAAGGUUCGGGUGCGAGGCGUGGACGGUGAAGGACGCCCAAUCAACCACCUCUACACCAUGCACGAGAGGAAGUACCCGGGGCACAAAUACGGAAGCACUUACGCCAAGUGCGUGAAGCUGUGCCGCAUGUUCACCCACGAUUGCGUGGACAACCUCAACAAGCGUCUCGAUGACGUGGGGAAGCUGGGGCUGACAAAGCUGUUUCGGGCGGGGAAGUGGGUGAAGAUCAAGGCUCAACGGGAGCGGAAGUGCCGUGAGUGGCUUCUGGAAUGCAGUAAGCAUUUCCGCAACAAGCUGACGGGAUUCGACCUCAAGGCCGCAGAGAGGGAGCUCCCAACAUUCUGUGCGAUAAUGGAGAUGCACCACGAGCUGGAGAGCUUCAAGCAGGGCCUCACCAACAUUUUCGGGAGCGCAGCCCGAAGAACGAAGAGCACAAAGCUGGCUGUGGCAGAGCGUGGCUGGAAGGGUAAAGAGAAGGAGGGUGAAGACGAGGUUCUGGAACAGGACCUGGGCGACGAUCAAGAGGUCGUGGGGGAGGAGGAGGAGGACAACCCCUUCCUCUCGGACGAUGAGGAUGUGGAGGAGGUGUUCCACAUUGACAAGCCGGUGCACUAG
Molecule: messenger RNA, 723 nt
Organism: Closterium sp. Naga37s-1
Lineage: Eukaryota; Viridiplantae; Streptophyta; Zygnematophyceae; Desmidiales; Closteriaceae
Source: the annotation of a GenBank genome assembly